AUGGGCUCCGCCUACCACGACCUCCCCCAGCAACCCGCCAGCCCACGGGACCGGUCUGGCUCUGGCUCUGGCUCCAGCUAUAGCUCUCGCUCCAGCUCCGCAUCGUUCGAAGCUGCCGGUCAACAAGGCCUGGACAGUGAGGGGGAGGCUCUCGCCUACUCGCGGAGCCAGGACUCACUCCACAACAGUCUGCUUGAUGCCCUCUGCGCAGGCAAUCUCGAUAUUACCCGUCACCUCCUCUCCACAGGUGCGCCCAUUCUUCGUAACACCCCAACCCGCAUUCUCUCGGCGCCACCCGCACAACAGAUUCCUCUUUUUGAACUCUUCACCCAGUAUGGAUGGACGCCAAAUACCCCCGGCUUCUAUGGUACGGUGCUUCUUCCCAAAGUCGUGACCAACCUGCCGCUACUUCAAUGGUUCCUCGAGCAUGGCGCGGACCCCAACCUGGGCAAGCAACGCAACAAUCGUGACCGGAUGGGCACGUCUGACACGGAUUCCUGCGCUGCUCUUGCAACAGCCGCAGCCACGGGCUCGCUGGAAGCGGUACGGUUACUCUUAGACGCAGGCGCGCAGGUCCAGAAUGGGGCCCCGCUCCACUCCGCCGCGGGGGCUUGUCCUCCUGGGACCCCUGCCGGGGCGCAGCUCAACGCUGGCGUCAUAUCGAGCAAGGUAUUUGAUACCAGCAGGAUUCCGGUGAUGGCGCUCCUAGUUGAGCAUGGAGCAGAUGUUAACCAGGCCGAGGAUUCACACUACGUGCUUGCACAGUAUCCCAUCGUCUACGCUACAAUGGCGGGAGCGGUCGAGAGGGUCAAGUGGUUAUUGGCGCAUGGAGCGGAUCCAGAGGCCAAAGGGGGUUUUGGAAGUGCGAUCGAAUACGCGAAAUGGCGAGGAAGUACAGAAAUGAAAAGAGUGCUGGGUAUACCGGUAGACACCCUGUGA
This is a messenger RNA of Lachnellula hyalina, 939 nucleotides long. RefSeq names its product Ankyrin repeat and KH domain-containing protein (gene ANKHD1). NCBI's taxonomy places the organism in Eukaryota, Fungi, Ascomycota, Leotiomycetes, Helotiales, Lachnaceae. The coding region runs from base 1 to 939 and encodes 312 amino acids. The record is from RefSeq and is a predicted model, not a curated record. Gene Ontology annotation, molecular function: protein binding. The transcript has a single exon. Gene Ontology annotation, cellular component: cytoplasm; nucleus.